AUGGAAAAGGGGAGAACAUCCCUUCCUACACCUCUCCUACCUUCGACUCUUCUUCCCUCCCCUCCUCCCCCGCACCCCUUCCAUUCCCUCUCAUCCUAUCCGAUCGUUUUGUUGCUGUUGGAGCCAAAGGGCAUCAUCAGCUCAGGAAUGAAUCCUACUAAGGCACCUCCAUCAUCAUCAGCAACAUCAUCAUCAUCAUCAUCAUCAUCCUACAAGGGUCUAUUUCCGGAUGCACCAACCAUCCGUCUCAUCGAUCCGAAAAUUGCGCGUAAAACUCUAUCGCAAAAUUCUUCGUAA
This is a messenger RNA of Cercopithifilaria johnstoni, 297 nucleotides long. The record is from the annotation of a GenBank genome assembly. NCBI's taxonomy places the organism in Eukaryota, Metazoa, Nematoda, Chromadorea, Rhabditida, Onchocercidae.